Molecule: messenger RNA, 3682 nt
Organism: Pollicipes pollicipes
Lineage: Eukaryota; Metazoa; Arthropoda; Thecostraca; Pollicipedomorpha; Pollicipedidae
Exons: 3
Coding region: 95-3682 (1195 amino acids)
Biological process (GO): snRNA transcription by RNA polymerase III; snRNA transcription by RNA polymerase II
Cellular component (GO): snRNA-activating protein complex
Molecular function (GO): RNA polymerase III type 3 promoter sequence-specific DNA binding; RNA polymerase II cis-regulatory region sequence-specific DNA binding
Source: RefSeq, a predicted model, not a curated record
CAUUUGUAUCGGUGGGCUUUCACGUGUGUUUGGGCGGUUGUGCGUGUCAGGCAGUGGGGCGCUGAAGUACAUUCAGAUCAUGCCAUAAGAAGUAAUGGAGACCAAGACAACAUCUGAUGAGCUGCAAAGCGACAUUGACAAGCUCUCACAGAUUCUUGCCACACCAGAUGAAGGCUCUGAGGAGCUGGAUCACGGCCUACAAGAUGAGUCAUCACAGUUACAUAGGCAUGUUGCCAAUCAGCCCUCUGAGACUCAGGCUCAGACUGAGGUCACAUCGGGCGAAAGACUGCUGGAGCUGCAAGCAGACAUUGACAAGCUUUCGAAUGUACUGGCUUCACCAGAACCAAGCUCUGAAGAGCCAACGUCCAAUGAAGGGGGAGUCUCGGGUGAAGACUGCGUCAGUAAUGAUGAGCCACGUGAAGCGCGAGCAGAUACCGAACAGUCUUUGAAGGCGCAAGUUUCCGUAGAUUCCAAACCAGGACAGCUAUAUGCUGCAGUAGGAGGUAAAAUCUCACAGCUGGACUGCAUCGAAAGAAAUGAAGCACCAAAGCUGCAAGCGAGCGCCAGCAAGGCCACGAAUGCGUUAAUGUCAACAGCUGUGGAGCGUGAACAUUUUGAUAGCGAUGGUCGCCACGCAAUUACUGAAGAAGACUACAAUGAUGAUGAAAAGUCACCGGGGUCGGGAGGAGGUGCUGGACAGCAGAUGCUUGACCCUCUGGCUGUAAUGGGUUCAGAGUCCGAUCACCUGCAUAACGAUAGCCUAAGAGGACCGUCGGAGGAGGCGGACGGCUUCCUGAAUGGAGAACCACCGCAGGUGGACUGGAGCAUUGACCUUGAAAAGCCACGCAAGGCGCCGCAGUGGAGACCUGUUCCAGACUGGCAGAUUGGCGAACCGAACCAAAGUGACGGAGUGGGAUCGCCCGAGGAUGAAGACCAUGCAGGUAAAGAACCACCAUACUCGAGCUGGGACGCCGGGGAUCGGCCGUCGCAGUUGCAAGGCGACAUCGACAAGCUGUCGCAGGUGCUAGCCGCCGGCGACUCGGAAGCGGAUGACCAGGACGACGUGUACGACUCAUUAGAACUGGAUUGGAGCGUCGCCGCGGCGCCGCCGGACGCGGACACGAAGGGCGACGCGGGGCCGUCGGGGCUGCAGGGCGACAUCAACAAGCUGUCGCGGGUGCUGGCCGCGUCGCCGGCUGAGCCGGAUGCGCCCGUGCCCGCUCCGUCCGGCCCGGGGACGGCCUCGCGCCCGUCGGCCCCGUCGCUAGCGUCGACGGAGGGGCGGGCCCCGUCGCUAGCGUCGACGGAGGGGCGGGCCCCGGGCGACGGCGGCGGCGGCAGCCGGCCGUCGCUGGCGUCCGCCGCACCGCGCCUCUCGUCCGGACUUGGUGACGACAUUCUCUCGCAGGAGGACUUCCUCGACGACGACUUUAUCGGGUCGGACAUCCCCGUCAACCUAGAGAACUGUCUGGCAUUGAACACCGCCUAUCAGGAGGUGGUGGACGAGAACCUGGGCGAGCUGCAGCGGUUGCUGAGUGAGAACCGCCGCCGCCAGCGCGAACUGGUGGUCCAGUUGAGGAACGAGCGGACGGCGCCGUCUUCCGCGCGACCCGGCGGCGGUCCCUCACGAUACACCUUCAAGUGGCGUGUGUUCGUCAGCAAGUACUUCUGCGACGCGCAAGGCUUCGGGCCGCAGCCGAACGCCGACACGGUGGCGAAGACGAGGCGGGGUGAGUUCGAGUCGCUGCGCGUCUCGCGUCCCUGGCUGCAGUCGGAGCGCGAACUGCUCUUCAAAGCGGUGCGGGACGACGCGCGCCGCCAGAACGUCGCUGCCGCGCAGCAUAAGGUGGCGAUGAUCCACGAUCGGCUGCGCGAGCGGGCGGAGCAGCCCAACCUUGACCAGCGCCGGGUGGAGGCGCUGCGCGACCUGCUGGUCGACGCCGAGCGCGCCGUCCGCCAGGCCGAGGAUACGCCCGAGCUGGACCUGGUGGUGGCGCGGAAGCAGGACGACUACGACUGGCUGCGCAUCUCGCAGAGCGACUUCGCCGGCCAGCGCUCGCCCACCGAGUGCCGGCUGCAGUGGCGCAACUUCGUGCGUCCCACCAUCAGCCACGCCGAGUGGACCCCGGCUGAGGACAGGCAGGUGCGGGCGGCGGCCGAGGACAGGACGGUCAACCCGUGGGCGAUCGCCGCGCAGGUGAUGGACACCGGCCGCACGCCGUUCCAGGUGUUCCAGCGCUACGCCACGGCGCUCAGCCGCGUCCAGCGCAACUACUGGAACCAAGCCGAUACGAAACGGCUGCUGCGCAUCGUGGAGACGGUGCGCGUCGGCAACUUCAUAUCGUGGACGGCCGUGGCCGCGCAGAUGAAGGAUCGCACCGCCUCGCAAUGCUCCGGGCGCUACCUCGCUGUGGCGCCGCGCGUGCUGCGUACCCGCUUCUCGGAGAUGGAGGACCUGCGCAUCCUGGCCGCCGUGGAGUGGGCCGGCAUCUCCGACUGGCAGCACGUGGCUGCCCUCGUGCCGGGCCGCUCGGCGCGCCAGGUCUACUCCCGCUACGAAACGCGUCUCAAGCCCGGCCUCACACGCGUCAAGUGGACGCGCGAUGAGGAGGAGCGGCUGAUCCGCUUCGUGCGCGAGAACGGGCCGCAGUGGGCUGCCGCGGCGCGCGAGCUGGGCUCGGGCCGCAACGGCAUGCUCUGUCGCACCCGGUUCCGGCAAAUCCAGCGCGCCUUCCUGUCGCGGGGCGCGCUUCCGGCCACCGGCAGCCUGGCCGAGCCGCCCAACAUGCACAUUGUCGGCUACUACGAGGGUCUGCGGAAGAAUCUGGAGCGCCGAAUGGCGCCCUACAUGCCGGCGGACGGCGACCAGGACGCACGCCCGGAGCUGCACGCAGUGGGCCAGCCCGAGUUCAGCUGGCGCCAGAUGCCGCUAAUGCCGCCCACGCAUGCCAGCGCCUCCAUGUUCCGCAGCCUGCUGCUGCAGCGGGCGCGGCUCGAGGGGCUGGCUGUCAAGCCGGGACCCCAGCGGUCACUCGAGGGCAAAUACUUCAACCAGUUCGCGGCGCAGUGGGCGGACGAUGCGAUGUCUGGCGGCGGCGGCGGCGGCGCUGGGGCUGAGAGCGUCACACCCUGGCUGCAGUCGACUGAGCUGACGCGGCACCGCGACCGGCUGGCACACGUGCGGCUGACGCAGCAGGCGCCCGGAGCGGCGCCGUACGUCCACACCGUGGUCCUGCCGGUCGAGGAGACGAGCGACCCGUCGGCGCUGGCCGCCCGGCUCAUGCAGCGCAUCCCGAACCUGGUCCAGAUGUCCAUCAGUAAGGCGCCGCUCGCUGCGCGGCCGAACGCGGCCGACGGGGAACAGGCAGGCCCGCCGCCGACCGACUCGGACGCGGCCGCCUGGAACCUGCUGGUCGCCCGCUUCGUGUCGCUGUUCUUCUGGCCAGCGCUGCUGUCGUUCCAGCCGCCGGCCGAGCUGCGGGACCUGGACGCCGCGCAGUCCGACGGCGACGGCGACGGCCACUGUCACAUUGUGGACCACAUGUUCGGCGACCUGUUGGACGACGACGGGGAGGGGUCCGCGGCGCCGUCCACGGCGGGCGGCCGGAAGAGAGCGGGUGACACUGCGCCCAGAACAGCCAAGCGGCGGCGGGAGGGAUGGGAGCCGGCCCCUGAUCAAUGA